This is a messenger RNA of Panicum virgatum (switchgrass), 3447 nucleotides long. RefSeq lists its product as uncharacterized. Lineage: Eukaryota; Viridiplantae; Streptophyta; Magnoliopsida; Poales; Poaceae. The record is from RefSeq and is a predicted model, not a curated record. The coding region runs from base 1 to 3447 and encodes 1148 amino acids. The transcript is spliced from 3 exons.
AUGGAUAGGAGCUGGUUGCACGGCACACUAUUUUCCAAUGAAUAUGUCAGUGGUGUCAAGGAAUUUAUGGACUUCAUUAAAGAAAAAUUUGGUGAGAAUGAUGAGAUUCUCUGCCCAUGUGCUAGAUGCCUAAAUCAAAAGUACCUAGAUCAGGCCAAUGUCAAGAACCACAUAUUGAUGAAUGGUAUGGACUGUACAUAUACUCGAUGGAUAUAUCAUGGAGAGGACCUUAAUCUAGAUGCUAAUGAACUUCCUGUGCAUGACAAUGAUGCUGGUUCCCUACAUGGGUUGGGUUUCCCUGAGGAUGAUAGCAAUGGUGACGAUCGGCUUGAGGGGAUCCUAAGGGACUUACAAAGUGCAGAAGAACAAGGUAGACCUGAUGGUGAAAAUCCAGAUGGAAACAAUGACGAUGGAAACCUGAUGGAUAAAGACUCAUUUUUGGAUCAUGUGAUGAAGGAGGCAAAGCGUCAGCUUUAUCCGGGCUGCAGCAAAUUUUCAAGGUUCUCUUUUGUAGUAAAGCUACUUCAUAUGAAGUCAUUUUAUAGAAUUACAAAUACUGCAUUUUCUGCAAUUUUAAAGAUAUUGGCUGAAGCAUUUCCGGAUUUCAAUACACUCCCAAAGUCAUAUAAUGAAGCAAAGAAACUUCUAAAGGAUUUAGGACUUGGAUAUGAAUCAAUCCAUGUGUGCUAUAACAACUGUGUUCUGUUUCGGAAGAAUUAUGCUAAGCAUGACAAUUGUCCAAUUUGUGUUUUUUCGAGAUGGAAAGACCCUGAAAGAAAGAAGGUUCCACAGAAAGUACUGCGUUAUUUUCCAUUGGCACCUAGGCUAAAGAGAAUAUUUGCUUCCAAGCAAGGUGUAGAAGAUGCACAAUGGCACAAGUUAAAGAGGGAGUCUAGUGAAAAGGAAAUGAGUCAUCCAGCUGAUGGUGAGGCGUGGCAAGAUUUUGAUAGAGAAUAUCCAGAUUUUGCCAAAGAUCCAAGAAACCUCAGACUUGGCCUUGCUACAGAUGGAUUCAAUCCCUUUGGCAAUUUUAAUACAAAGUACAGCAUGUGGCCUGUAUUUGUUGUUCCCUACAACUUUCCACCUUGGGUAUGCAUGGAUGAGUCAAAUUUAAUGAUGGCUUUGUUGAUCCCAGGUCCAACAUGCCCAGGGAAAGACUUUGAUUUAUUUCUAGAACCUCUUGUAGAAGAUUUGAUUAAGCUUUGGAAGGGUGUGUCCACUUAUGAUGCUGUUAGUGGCAAGAAGUUCAAUCUCCGGGCUGCAGUUUUAUGGUGUAUUCAUGACUAUCCUGCUCUAAGUACUCUUUCUGGGCGGACUACGAAAGGCUAUUUUGCAUGUACUCACUGCGACAAGAAUCCUCUUUCAUAUGCCCUAAGGAAUAAAAUUGCAUAUAUUGGUCACUAUCGUUUCUUGCCAAAGGGACAUCGUCUGCGGAGAAACAAUGAAUUUGUUGGCCUUCAUGGAACCAAUGAUCCACCAGGUAAAUUUUCUAAAGAAGAGCUGCUAGCAGAAUUAGAGAAGGUAAGCCAUGUUAGGCCUGGGAUCAAGCAACCAAGAAGCAAUAAAAGGAAGCGUUCUGAAAAGGACAGGGGCAGCAGUGCUCAUGUGAGAAUUUGGAGCCGGAGGGUCUGUUUGUGGGACUUGGAAUAUUGGAAAAAUUUGAAGCUGAGACAUAAUCUUGAUGUCAUGCACAUUGAGAAGAACAUAUGUGAGAGCUUGAUUUCCACAAUUCUCAAUAUACUUGGGAAGACAAAGGACACAGUGAAUGCUAGGCUUGACCUAAGCGAUUUGGGAAUCAAAGAUGAGCUGCAGUUUAGAGAGGAAGGAAAUUGUUCUGAGAUGCCUCAUGCUCGAUAUACCUUAUCCAAAGAACACAAGAUUGCCUUUUGUAAGUUUUUAGGGGAGGUAAAGUUUCCAGAUGGCUAUGCUUCAAACAUCUCAAGAUGUAUAAAUGCCGAUGGUACCAAGGUACAGGGCCUAAAAACACAUGACUGCCACAUUCUUUUGCAAAGAAUCUUACCUGCUGCCUUGAGAGGAUUUGUGGACAAGGAUAUUUAUGAAGCAAUUGCUGAGUUAGGAAAGUUCUUUAGGGAAUUGUGCAGCAAAACUGUUAACAAGGAUGUGUUGGCUGAAAUGAAAAAAGAAAUCCCUAUAAUAGUGUGCAAGCUUGAGAAAAUUUUCCCCCCAGCAUUUUUUGAUGUGAUGCUGCACCUUUCUAUACAUUUGCCUGAAGAGGCCUUGCUCCGAGGUCCUGUGCAAUAUGGGUGGAUGUAUCCAAUUGAAAGGCGGUUGUACACUUUGAAGCGCUAUGUGAGGAAUAGAGCACGACCAGAAGGUUCCAUUGCUGAGGCAUAUAUUGCGGAUGAGUGCCUAACAUUUUUAUCUAAAUACAUGGAUGGUGUUGAAACAAGAUUUAAUCGAGAACCAAGAAAUGUAGGAUUUUCAAACGAAGAAGCCUAUGGUGUUGAUGUUUUUGGGCAUGGAGUUACUUUGACUUCAGCAGCGGAUGUAGUAUACGACGAAAAUGAAAUUGAUCAAAUGGUGUGGUAUGUGUUGAACAACUCUAGUCAAGUUGAGGAAUAUAUCAAAAUGUUCAGAGCUGAAUUAGAGAGGGAAGGGGUGCCUAACAUUGAUAGAGCGCUUCGACAAGGAUUUCAGACAUGGUUCAGGAACCAUAUGAUGACGCGACGAUAUACAAAUCAAGAAGAGAUAGAUGAUGAUUUAUUUUCCUUGGGCUGUGGUCCUGAUUUUAGAGUGAGAAAAUACAAAUCAUGCAUAGUGAAUGGGGUGCGAUUUAAUACUAUUGACCGUGAUAUGAACAAGAAAACACAGAAUAGUGGAGUAAUGACACAAGGUACACAUAAUAAUGAGGUUAUGGAUUUUUAUGGAACACUAAAAGAGAUCAUCCAGUUAGAUUACAAUGGUGAUGACAUGUCAGUAGUUUUGUUCAAGUGUGAUUGGUUUAAAUUGGAUGGAAAGAUGACUCAAAUGAAAGAUGAUGGGUUUUUUAAAAGCAUCAAUGUUGGCAGUCUAUGGUACAAAGAUGAUUCUUUAAUUCUAGCUACUCAGGCUAGAAAAGUGUUUUAUUUGCCAGAUACAAAGUUUGGUAAAAAUUGGCAAGUUGUCCAAACGUUUGACCAUCGACAUCUAUAUAAUGUACGUGAAACAACUGUGCCAUUUAAUGGACCUGCAUAUCAAGAGGAUGAGUAUUGUGAAGAUGAGGGUAGGCGGCAAGUAGUUUCUGACUUUACAUCUGAGCAGCCAUUAAAUAGAGAUGAUGAACCUGGAACCAGGUUUCAAGCUGCUGAGAUUUCCCGUUUGAGGAAUGAAAGGGCAAACUAUGUGUAUGAAAGUGACAGCGAAGACGACGAAGAUGACACAUAUCUAGAGUACUGCAGUGAAGAUGGAGGAGGUGCCACAAUCGAAGUCGACAGUGAUGAUGAGUAG